UGGUGCGCUUCAUUAAGGAGCACGGCGCCGCUCUCCAUAUCUUUCAGGGGGAGAGCAGUUAGAUGGGCCUCAUCUAUCCUUGCGAGACACAUUUCACAUCCGUGUUCGCGAUGGUGGAGCGUUUGCUGGCAGUGAGAUCAGCUUUGGAGAGGACGGUGGAUGGCGAUACUUGGGGUAUGGUCCCUUGGGACCAUUCCGUUCGUCAGUUGGCUAGGUGGGUCAGACAGCAGGCUCGAUGCGCUCACAUGCUGGAGCCAGCGCACGCCGCUGCUCACCUUCUUUCUCCCAGCCGGCGGGACUUGCGGUACUUCGAGGGCGUGGUCAGCGACUACGAUGCGAGCUUGGUGAGGGAGGCGGAGACUUACAUCUUGUCGCAGACAGGGUUCAGUGUGGCGAGCCGCGACUACGAGACCGCAUGUGCACAGUUGCACGACUUCCACACACRGAGGGGGACGAUUGCUUGGGGGGGGAGAGAUGGAGAUAGAGAUGCACAGAGGUGCAGGGGCGAUGCGGAGACGUACGAGUCCGGGUGUUGGUGGUCGAGGUACGGGCAGUGCGCCCCGCAGUUGCAGGUUAUCGCUCUUCGUGUGAUGUACAUGUGGACGUGGUCCUCUCCUGUGGAGAGGAAUUGGGCCGUCYACGAGGGUGUACAGACGAAGAASCGUAACCGGCUUGAGUUCGAGAAGGUCACGAAGUUGGUUGAGAUCUCAGCCAACGUCCGCCUUCUCUCUCAUCAGCGGGCAGGCCGCGGGUUCGCGCUACCGUGGACUCUAGAUAAGUCGUUGUUGGACGUGGAGGGAGGUAUCGGGAUUCGCCCCUCGUGGAAGGCGACGGACGAGAGCAGGACGCGGGACGAGGUCGAGGAUCAGAGACGUUCAUGGCAGCGAGACCCAUGUGGGUCCAGAGCUCCUCCGUGUGAUGUGGGCGAUGUUUUUGGGACUCGAGCCGCCACAUUGCACCCGUACCCUCGAGACGACAGUGAUUCCGAGGGUCACGAGGACGAGGACGAGCCGGCGGGCCCCGCUAGCGCCACUCCUGCGGCGGAUGAGCGUGAUGAGUGGAGCGACCCAGAGGACGUCCGUACACGGAGUGGCGGAGAUGACCUUUUCAUUCGAGUUGAUUUGGAGGAGGAGUCUAGGGGUCGUCAUGGGAGCCCUUUGGAGCGUCCGAGGCCUACGUCCAGUGCCCCACUUCCCGCUGAGCGGGAAACAAAUCCUGGGUCUGCACCUUCGAGGGGGGCAGGGUCGGGGAUUGGCCAUCAUCCUCUGGGUCGCUCUGGCACGGCUUCAUCCUCCGCUCUUCCCACUUCGACGGAGCAGCUUCAUGGACAGUCAGUCGGUGCAGAUCGAUUGCAGAGAUUGGUGAGGGGCCCGAGACAGCGAUUGGAGGACAGAUUGGAGGGCGGUCCUAUACCGGUGCAGGGUGACGACGAAGAUAGACAGGGGUUGGUUGGUGGAGAUGGUGGUGCGCUGGCCGGAGGUGGAGGCGGUGCCGAGCUUGAUGCGGCGGUUAAGGGGAUACCGAUGGGCGGCAGUGGCGGUUUCAGUGAGUUUGGCGAUAUGGGUAUGCCCCCGGGAGAGAGCGUGGGUCUGGCCCGAGGAGAGAGCGAGUCCCGUGGGGACAUCAGUGUGGGUAUGCAGGACUUACUGGGACAGAUCGGCUUUGCGGACCCGAGUAGUUUCUCCCCUGCCAUGCGCGCAGAGGUGAUGAUGGGGACAGAGGGGGAUGAGGACCGGACACCCCCGGGAGAGACAUCUGCAGAGAGGCUGGAUAGGCUUGAUAGUCGUCGAGCGUGCCUCAUGGCACAGAGG
Molecule: messenger RNA, 1811 nt
Organism: Chara braunii
Lineage: Eukaryota; Viridiplantae; Streptophyta; Charophyceae; Charales; Characeae
Source: the annotation of a GenBank genome assembly